AUGGAGCCUCAGCAUAUUGUCUCCAUUGACGAGCAUCACUCGAGGAAGGUUAUCAGAAUAGAAGAUCGGCCUACCAUUACCAGGGAGGAAAGGUUUAGACGUUUAACGGAGGCAGGAGUCCAAACGAGAGCGGCGGAACCGGCAAAAAUACAAAAGGUUAUAUUCUUGCUGCGAGAUCACAAGCAUUUCGUCAAGUACUUUGAGCCAAGAGUGGCAGCUGUUGGUCCUAUCCAUCAUGGCAAUCCAAAGUACCGACUAGGAGAGGAGUACAAGCUUGUGUUGGCGAGUAAGUUCGUCGACCGUAGCGGGAAACGUAUAAAUCUUUUGUAUGAGGAGGCUGAGAUGGAAAUCAAGCAGUUGAGGGGAUGCUUCGAGGAGGAGGUGACGAAGAAUUAUGAUGAUGAGGCUCUCACUUGGAUAUUGUUCGUGGACGGCUGUGCAAUACUACAAUACAUAUUCUGUGCUGCAAAUAACAAGUUUGAAGAGUUGAAUAUAAAAAUCGACAGCGUAGCCUUCGCUCAACAGGAUUUGUUCUUGCUGGAGAACCAAGUUCCCUAUUGUCUCCUCAAGUUAUUGAUGAACUUGAGCGGGAACGAAGACGAGUUGAGUAAGUCAAUUGAACGUUUCAUUGAAAGCGUUACUUAUCAACAAACGACGCCGCAACAAAAAGGAGAAAGCUCUGGCUCGCAGCCGAAACAGCCGAAACAGCCGACCCAUCUUCUCGACCUUCUCAGAACAAGACUCUUGGGUCCUCUGGGAUCCUCAAAAUCCGAUCCACCCUCCGGAAAGACACGUGGAAUAUGGCCAUGUAGAAAGAAAGGCAAAGAGGAUCCAGAUUGGCAAUCGUAUCGCAAUGUGCAGGAGCUUAAAUCAGUAGGAAUCAAAUUGCAACCUAGCAAGAAUAAUAGUAACUUGAGAAACAUAAGUUUUACUAGAAAACUCGGUUUCUUCCCUGGAUACCUAUGGCUUCCUCCAAUUACGGUGGACGACUCAACGGGCCCCAAAUUCAUGAACUUGAUAGCAUACGAAAUGUGCCUAGAUUUCGAGAACGACUUCGGCAUCAGCUCUUACAUAUCCUUAUUAGAUUCACUCAUUGAUGAAGCCAACGAUGUAAAAGAUCUAAGGAAAGCACAAGUACUCCACAAUUUCCUCGGCAGCGACCAAGAAGUGGCUGACCUCUUCAAUGAGAUAGGCACCGACGUGGUGCCUAAUGCGGAUGCGUAUAAGGAUGUAAAGAGGCAUAUUCAGGAGUACUACAAAAUCCCUUGUAUGACCUGGAUGGCUCAAGUCUAUCACAAUCAUUUCAGCAGCCCUUGGACUUUCCUUGCUUUCUUGGGCGUAUUAUUGGGACUUGGUCUAACUGCCGCUCAAACUUGGUACGCAGUGAAGGCCUCUCACCCUGGACCCUGCGAAAAAUUCUGCAAGCUGAAAUUAAAGGAAACUUAA
Corylus avellana is the source of this 1446-nucleotide messenger RNA. Lineage: Eukaryota; Viridiplantae; Streptophyta; Magnoliopsida; Fagales; Betulaceae. The record is from RefSeq and is a predicted model, not a curated record.